AGGGCUGAGGACAGUUGAGAGUCAAGGUCAAGUGAAGAACUUGGAUCAUCUGGGCAUAAGCUGGGAUCAGGCCCCAUCACAUCUCCUAGGCCCCAUUCAGAGUGGAAAACAUGUCUCACCCGAAACCUGGUGGGGCAGAAUGGGAGCCUGGGCGGUCCUCCUGGGGAGGAGGCCAAGGUCGCACUUGCUCCUGGAACACCAGCAAUCUCCUCCCGGGCAGCUGACACCUUCUUGUGACCACCUUCUACCUCCCACCCUGCCCCAGUGUUUCACGAAAUAAGAAUGUCUAAGCCCCUGGAGGCCGAGAAGCAAGGUCUGGACUCCCCGUCAGAGCACACAGACACUGAAAGAAAUGGACCAGACACUAACCAUCAGAACCCCCAAAAUAAGGCCUCCUCGUUCUCUGUGUCUCCAACUGGCCCCAGCACCAAGGUGGGCAUUCUCUCUGGCCUCCACUUAACAUUCUGGGGUCCCGGACCCUGCCUCUCUCCCCCCCAGAUCAAGGCUGAAGAUCCCAGUGGUGACUCAGCCCCCGCAGUGCCCCCGCCUCCCCAGCCGGCUCAGCCUCAUCUACCCCAGGCCCAACUCAUGCUGACGGGCAGCCAGCUAGCUGGGCUCACAGCACUGAUGCCAGCUCAGCAGCAGCUCCUCCUGCAGCAAGCCCAGGCCCAGCUGCUGGCCGCCGCCGUACAACAGUCCAGCGCCGCCGCUGCUGCUAAUGCCGCCGCCGCUGCCGCCGCCUCCUCUUCUACUUCUUCCUCCUCCUCCUCUUCUGCCUCCUCUUCGCAGCCCCCAGCCUCCUCUGGGGGAGGCGACCUGCCACCACCACAGCCUGCCAGCCAGCCCCCUGGAACCCCACAGCUCACCUUGUCCCAACCCAUCCAGCUCACAGCACAGGACAUACAGCAGCUCCUCCAGCUCCAGCAGCUGGUGCUUGUGCCAGGCCACCACCUCCAGCCACCUGCUCAGUUCCUGCUGCCGCAGACCCAGCAGAGUCAGCCAGGCCUGCUACCGACGCCAAAUCUAUUCCAGCUACCUCAGCAAACCCAGGGAGCUCUUCUGACCUCCCAACCCCGGGCCGGGCUUCCCACACAGGCCGUGACCCGCCCCACGCUGCCCGACCCGCACCUCUCACACCCGCAGCCCCCCAAAUGCUUGGAGCCACCAUCCCACCCCGAGGAACCCAGUGAUCUGGAAGAGCUGGAGCAGUUCGCCCGCACCUUCAAGCAACGACGCAUCAAGCUGGGCUUCACACAGGGUGAUGUGGGCCUGGCCAUGGGCAAGCUCUACGGCAACGACUUCAGCCAGACGACCAUUUCCCGCUUUGAGGCCCUCAACCUGAGCUUUAAGAACAUGUGCAAACUCAAGCCUCUCCUGGAGAAGUGGCUCAAUGACGCAGAGACUAUGUCUGUCGACUCAAGCCUGCCCAGCCCUAACCAGCUGAGCAGCCCCAGCAUGGGUUUUGACGGGCUGCCCGGCCGGAGACGCAAGAAGAGGACCAGCAUCGAGACAAAUGUCCGCUUCGCCUUAGAGAAGAGUUUUCUAGCGAACCAGAAGCCUACCUCAGAGGAGAUCCUGCUGAUCGCCGAGCAGCUGCACAUGGAGAAGGAAGUAAUCCGCGUCUGGUUCUGCAACCGACGCCAGAAGGAGAAACGCAUCAACCCCUGCAGCGCGGCGCCCAUGCUGCCCAGCCCAGGGAAACCAGCCAGCUACAGCCCCCAUCUGGUCACACCCCAAGGGGGCGCAGGGACUUUACCAUUGUCCCAAGCUUCCAGCAGUCUGAGCACAACAGUUACUACCUUAUCCUCAGCUGUGGGGACGCUCCACCCCAGUCGGACAGCUGGAGGGGGUGGAGGCGGGGGCGGGCCUGCGCCCCCCCUCAAUUCCAUCCCUUCUGUCACUCCCCCACCCCCGGCCACCACCAACAGCACAAACCCCAGUCCUCAAGGCAGCCACUCGGCUAUCGGCUUGUCAGGCCUGACCCCCAGCACGGGAAGCACAAUGGUGGGGUUGAGCUCCGGGCUAAGUCCAGCCCUCAUGAGCAACAACCCUUUGGCCACUAUCCAAGCCCUGGCCUCUGGUGGAACCCUGCCCCUUACCAGCCUUGAUGGCAGCGGGAACCUGGUGCUGGGGGCGGCUGGCGCGGCCCCAGGGAGCCCUGGCCUGGUAACUUCGCCACUCUUCUUGAACCACGCCGGGCUGCCCCUGCUCAGCGCCCCGCCUGGCGUGGGCCUGGUCUCAGCAGCGGCUGCGGCAGUGGCAGCCUCCAUCUCCAGCAAGUCUCCUGGCCUCUCCUCCUCAUCCUCUUCAUCCUCGUCCUCCUCCUCCUCCACUUGUAGUGAGGCGGCAGCACAGACCCCUGGAGGCCCAGGGGGGCCCGAGGCAGGGUCCAAGCCUGAGUGAGGGCCCAUCAUGCUUCCCCUCCCACUCCUCUGACCCUCCACCUUGGUCCCCCGCCUGGGAAGAGGGCGAGGAGGCCAGUGGUGGGGGUACAGCGGGUCCUUGGAGCAGGAGUGACAAGGGAGGAAAGACCAAAAACCCAAUCAACCAAAAAAAGAAGAAACUAACCAACAAAAAAGAAAACCAAAAAUAAUCACAACAGAAACCAGCUGCCCCAAAGGAACCAGAGGUGAAAAACAAAUAAAAAAACCAAAAACAAACAAAAACCCCACAAAAAUCAAACCAAAAACCAGUCUCGAGCCAGACCUCAGAGUGCUCACCCUCACUGCUACGACACCAAAUAAGAACCCCAGCCAGGAGCAGAGCAGCCUCCUGCAGGUCGGACCUCAUGCUGCCGAGCCCUGGCUGUGGGCAACCUCCAACCUUGCCCCCCAAGUGGGGGCUAAAGAAGGAAAAAGAGAAUGUGCCAGCCUGCUGACCCCUGCCCCAACUCUGGGCCAGCGGAGACAGGGCACAGCCUGGGGCAGAGGGCCCUGACCCAGAACCACCCAUCAAAUGUUCUUUUCCAGAAGGUGAAAGAAAGGGCCUGAACAACCUUACACCAAAUAUUCAGUAGCUUCAUCCAAAGGAUGUACAGACUUUUUAGCGUUGUGCUCAACAGAAUGUGUCCCUACCAUAUGUCCCCCUCUCCCCUGGCCCCCAGCUCUCCCCACCUGGGCAGGGGGUCUUUCUUUAGCCCUCUUCCCUCCCCCAGCCAGGGGUGAGUUCGGGAGAAGGCCCGGGGAUGAUUUUUCACCUGUACCUCCCCCUUUUCCCUUUGAAGGGUGGGCUAGGCCAUUUUGCCAAGUUCCAGCUCUCAUAAGUCCCUCCUCAACCCUGUCACCCUCUUGUGCUCUGGAAUCUACCCCUCUCCAGCCUGUGGGAAGGUGAAUGUUUCAGGCAAUAGGUGAUGAGGUGAGGGCAUUCAAGUUGUCUUUUUUUCCAUCCUGUCAGUUUCCCUGAAAAAAAAUAUUCAUAUUCCAGUGCCUAUCCGUGGGAUCCUUCACGUUCUGACAUUAACCAGAAACCAAAAAGAUAACUCACCUCAUUCCGCCCACCCUGUGCCCCUCUGACACUGGCAGAUGCCUACCCUCCCCUGUCCCGACGCACACACGCACGCACCCCAGUGGUGGGUUCCUCCAGAUGGCAUCCCCAUCAGGGUCCAUGUGGCGGGGACAGUGCCAUGACCUAUGGUCCCCAUCCAAGAGGGCGUUGUGGUGGUCACCACUCCCAUGAGACCUCCACAAGUCUUGGCUGGACCCUGGGUUUGCCCAGCCCUAGACGCAUCUUGAUGAUGGACAGAGGAGAGACGCUACUGGGAGCCACCUUGCCCUCCUGCUGUUGUGGAGGCCAACAAAGUUUUGAACCAAAAAAACAAACAAACAAACAAACAAAAACCAAACAAACAAUAAAUUAAAACUAGAAAAAAAGAAUUUAUAGAUAUAUAUAUAUAUAAAUAAAUAUAUAAGGGAAAGAAGACAAGGACUCUUCAAGAAUAAGAAGGAAGCUCGAGGUGGAGCCAAGCCCCUGCACCAAUGGUCCAGGCCCUUGGUCCCCAAGGCGGAUGGAAGGACGGAUGCUUCUUUCUCUUCACAAAUACCUCAUGGACGUCGUCUUCGGGAAAGCCGGAGGGGGACGGCUGGGGCAGGGCCUGUCCCUCAGCCAGGGUGGAUGGAAGUGGGUGGGCAGGGCUGAGAGAGGGUGUCAGGGACAGGGGUGAAGAGCCCCAAACUCCUCGCCCCCCCAAUCAACUGAAAAAGCUUUAAAAAAAAAGACAGGAAAAAAAAAGAAGAAAGCAAAAAGAAUGGACGAAGGAAAACCAACAGUUUUCGGGUGGUUUGAUUCCUCCUUUGAUUUCUUUUUCUGUUCUCUCCUGUCUCCUUCCUCUUUCUUGCCCUCCCUCCCUCCCUGCCCUCUCCUCUCUCUUCUCCUUUCCCUUUGUUCUUUUCUCACUUCUCUCAAUCUCAUUCUUUCUGUGUCUCUCCUCAAACCAAAGUGUUGCUGUGAAGGACUGGAGCCAUUGAAAUCAGAGUGGUCCCCGCCCCUGGCUGGGCAGGAGCAGAGGGAGGGGAGCCUGGAGAUGGCCGGGUGGCCUCCAUGCUUUCUGCUGGACACUCCAAAGAGAGGCAGAUGGAGCCCCAGCCUCAGCGUUCUCUUUUCUUCUGGUCUCCCUUCUCCCAACCGGGAAACAAAACUGUUGGGCUGGGCCACAGAGGCAGCAGAGACAGCCAUCACAAGGGCCUCGGUGCCUUGUCUGGGCAGUGGUGGAGCAGCGCCUCUCCCACCCCUGGCACUAAUGGGGCCUGGCACCUCGUCAGCCCAUCCUUGCUAGAAUGUAAGCAUCUCCGAUGAAUCAGCUCUCUGCCCUCACCCUACCUCUGAGUUUGUCCAUUUGAUGUCCUGAAAAGGGCCUGGUGAAAGGACCUAAGCCCCAGCCCAGGGGUGGAGAGGGGCCAAGGGCUCCUGAACGGAUAGGAAGGAUGUUUGAGCAGAGCAGAAUGAAAGGAAUGAUGACCAAAAACCCCCUCCGAGAAGACAGGCAGCAUGGAAGGCAUGGUGGAGAUGACUCAAACGAAAGCUAUGAUUCUAGACCAAAAAAAGGAAAAAAAGAAAAAGAAAAAAAAAAAAAAAA
This is a messenger RNA of Marmota flaviventris (yellow-bellied marmot), 5071 nucleotides long. It is a transcript of the gene Pou2f2, whose product is annotated as POU class 2 homeobox 2. Lineage: Eukaryota; Metazoa; Chordata; Mammalia; Rodentia; Sciuridae. Gene Ontology annotation, cellular component: nucleus. Gene Ontology annotation, molecular function: RNA polymerase II cis-regulatory region sequence-specific DNA binding; DNA-binding transcription factor activity, RNA polymerase II-specific. Gene Ontology annotation, biological process: regulation of transcription by RNA polymerase II. The record is from RefSeq and is a predicted model, not a curated record.